UCAGCUUCUCAGAGCGUGACACAAUGAACAACUCAACCGACGUAGGAUUCGUGUUUAACACAAGCGAGGGAAAUAUCGUUGCAGCAUUCUUCGUCGCCCUUCUGAUGCUGUUGACAUUAGUGGGAAAUACCAUGGUGUGCGCCUGCUUUUACUAUUAUCGUGAUCUCAGAACAAUUUGCAAUUAUUUUAUCAUCAGUUUAAGUGCAGCAGAUAUCCUAGUGGCGCUAUUGGCGAUGCCUUUCUGGCUUGUGUUGCAAUUAACUGAUAUGGAUGAAAAAUCCAGAAGCGUUUUCUCAGGAGAGUUGUAUAGUUUCUGGGCAAGUAUUGACAUCCUUGUUGGGUCAGCGUCCAUUAUGAAUCUUGUGGCUGUAAGCUUUGAUCGUCACCUAGCUAUAACUGCGCCAUUUUCGUAUAGCGAAUCGCUGACUUCGCUAAGAGCUAUUAUCAUGAUAGUUGCGUUGUGGGUAUUCUCUAUCUUGCUCUGCGGUCUGCAUGUCCCUUCGGUCAAAAUGGCGAAAAUGCGUUCUGCAUACCAAAUUGGUCUCGUGGUGGUGAGUUUCAUUGUCCCUCUGUUUCUUAUGUUCGUCAUGUACAUGAAAAUAUACUUUGUGGCGAGAAAUCAAGCGCUCCGCAUUGGUCGAAACUACGCUAGGGAUAUCAAAGCAACCAAGACGAUAGCGAUUGUCAUUGGAGCGUUUGUUGUGUGCUGGAUGCCCUUCUUCGCAAUAAUUACUUUGUAUGCUCUAAAGCCUGAUUAUAAAGUUAACAUCGAAGCUUACAAGGCAAUCAAAUGGUUGGAAUACCUUAACUCGUUCUUGAACCCAAUCAUUUACACCUGUUUGAACCGCACCUAUCGCCGCGCCUUCAGGAAACUAUUGCUUCGUCCGUCUUGUUGUACAGGCCGUGGAUCAUCCGAGCGUCUCAACUGUGUUCAGUCAACCCAUACUUCGUUCCACAUGACGAAAGCGGAGUCUCUUUCUCACAGUUCGUCUUCAGUCUCUGAGAAUGGAAAUGUUUGUAUUCAAAGAAGCACCAAAAUGGAGGGCACGAGAGUCUAAAAUUCUGCUCUCUGUAAGACAUUCCCUAUAGCAUUAAUUUUGAUUCAUGGAAUGUCAUAUAACAUUCAUUUUGAAAUCACUGAUGAUCCGGCUGAUAUCUGAUUGGUUCUCAGCAUUGCGAUUUAUUUACGAAUUGCUCUAUUUCUUGCUAUAAAUCGCAUCUUUUUCCACUGAAACAUUACUACCAAUCAGAUUUUAAGGCUUGUUAAAAGUAACCAAUCAAAGUUAGGAAAAUAAAAGACGAAGAAGUCAUCGUAUGGCGAAUUUUGCAGCUUUUGUCUCCAACACUUUUCCUACUAUUUCAGUAGAAAGGAAUGAAUAUAAUUGUGAAUCAAAUUUUCCGAUUUCAAAAUGUAUGUAAUAAAGUAGUAACUGAAGUUGGUGUUGUGCAGUUUUGGUUGAAAUCACAUUUGUUGCUGCGCGCUCGAUCGAUUUUUAAAUCAUGUAUAUUGUUUUAGUCCAAAUUGCACUCCACUCAGUUCAAUCACCGUUAUUUAUCUCAAGCGUAUCAUGCGACCACAUAACGAAGACGGAAGGUAGUUAAACUGUCUGAGGUGGCCCCAUGUGCAGCCAUGGCAAGCCAAUGUUAAAAUGCACGUUGUUUCAGCGAAGUAAAUCCUGCCACUUUUACAUCAUCUCCCUGAAGUCUACUUUUGAACAAAUGAAUCGAAUUUAAUAGAACAAAUGAAAAUACAGGGGAGGAAACGAUAAGCAGCUUCUCAAGAGCGUUCAUAUUCAGCAGUUAAUCAAAAUAUGUAGCUCAAAGCAUCAUUAGCUUCUGAAUUGUCUUAGUGUAGCUAAAAAGCGUGUUAAAAAAAUAGAAAGAGCGUCUUCAACGAUUGAGUAGAGCCAGACCUCCACCAGUUAAUGUAAGUGAGUGAGGUGCCCCCCGGCCUAAAUUGUUUACAACAUAUAUACUAUAGGAUUUAAUGGAUAUAAUAAUGACCAAUUUAACGGUAAAACUUUGGAAUUUAUCGGUGUAGGGUAUUUUCUUUAUUUUAUUCUAUAUAUCACUCUAUGC
Molecule: messenger RNA, 2079 nt
Organism: Pocillopora meandrina
Lineage: Eukaryota; Metazoa; Cnidaria; Anthozoa; Scleractinia; Pocilloporidae
Source: the annotation of a GenBank genome assembly